Molecule: messenger RNA, 705 nt
Organism: Penicillium paradoxum
Lineage: Eukaryota; Fungi; Ascomycota; Eurotiomycetes; Eurotiales; Aspergillaceae
Product: M24 family metallopeptidase
Exons: 1
Coding region: 1-705 (234 amino acids)
Source: RefSeq, a predicted model, not a curated record
AUGGCGAAUGACAAUCUAAGCCCCGAAGAAAUCGAAAGGGCAUCACAGCUUCUGAGUGCUCAAGAGAAGGCCGUUGCACUCUUCGAAGAGAUCGAGCGCGACCUGAUCCGACCUGGCAUUACCGAGAAGACCCUUAACGAAGAAAUUUACAAAUUAGGUCUUGAUCGCUAUGGGAUCAAGACUCACUGGCACAAACGAGUCAUUCGCAGUGGACCAAACACCCUGAGCCCGUUCUCCGAGAAUCCCCCAGAUCGUGUUAUCCAGUCGGAUGAUAUUCUAGUCGUUGACCUGGGACCAGUCUUCGAGGCCUGGGAGGCCGACUUUGGACGCACCUUCGUCCUAGGAGACGACCCGAAUAAGAAGAAGCUGCGCGAUGCCCUCGAGCCAAUCUGGAAUACUGUGAAGGCACGGUAUCGUGAGAAACCAGAUAUGUCCGGCGAAGAGCUCUACGAUAUCUCCUGCCAGAUUGCGAAACAAGAUGGCUGGGAUUUCGGUGCCGAUAUUGCAGGCCACAUUGUUGGGUCGUUCCCUCAUGAACGCAUUCCACGGGAUAAGACCAGACUUUAUAUCACCAAGGGCAAUGAGGAGUCAAUGGGUCUGGCUGGUCGUGAUGGUUUCAAACGCCAUUGGAUUUUGGAGAUUCACCUUCGUGACACCGCACGUGGGUUUGGCGGUUUUUAUGAGAAACUCUUGACGGUCGACUAG